AUGGCACCACUCAAUGCAGUGAAAAUAAUACAGAUCUGCCCGGUGGCUCCGCCGGACUCGCCCGCCCAAAGCUUCCUCCCCCUGACUUUCUUUGACGCAGUGUGGUUGAGAUUCCUCCCAACCCAACGCCUUUUCUUCUACGAAGUCACCUCUCAAUCUGAUCAACCUAUCUCAGACUCCAUCCUCCAUAAACUCAAGCACUCUCUCUCCCUCACCCUCAAUCACUUCCUCCCUCUCGCCGGUACCCUCGUAUGGCCCCCAACCUCCGCCGAACCCUUCAUCCGUAUCGACGCAGACAGCGCGCUUCAGCUCACCAUAGCCGAGUCCCACGCCGACUUCCACCAUCUCUCCGGAAACAACUUCCGGGACUCGGCAGAAUACCAUCCUCUCGUACCCACCCUGCCGGUGUCUGAGGCGGAAGCCCGGGUCAUGGCGCUGCAAAUCACUUUAUUUCCAGGCACCGGCUUUUCGAUCGGAAUAACCUCCCACCACGCCGCCCUUGACGGCAGAGCCGCAGCCUUGUUCGUGAAGGCAUGGGCUUCCCUUUGCAAAUUGGGCGGCGCUUCCUUGCCGCCCGAGCUAACGCCGUUCUACGAAAGGGCAGAUAUCGGGGAUCCAAAAGGGAUCAAGCAAAGAUACUUGGAUGGAUGGGAGAAGAGUGGCGGCCCCAACGCUAACAGAAGCUUAAUGCUCAUUGACGAGUUCAAUGCUCCGAGCAACACAAUCCGUGGGACAUUCAUGCUGAGACCUGAUGACAUAGAAAAACUCAGGGAAAGAGUUGGCCAAACGCUCGUGGAAAGGAAGAAGAAGAAACAAGAGGACCUGCCCCGCCUGUCAACGUUUACGCUAACUUGUGCAUAUGUGUGGGUAUGCCUAGUGAAGGCAGAGGGAUUGGAGAGCAAAGAUGGUCUAGCUCAUACUGGUUUCCUAUUCAGUGCGGACUGCAGGGGGCGGUUGGAGCCUCCAAUCCCGGCGACAUACUUCGGGAACUGCGUGGGAGCUUGUUGUGCGAGGGUAAAGGUGGGUGAUCUAUCGGGGGAGGAUGGCGUGGCGGUGGCUGCAGAGGCUAUCGGGGAAAGCGUAAGUAGUCUUAAUAAUGGCGGACUUUACGAAUACUUGGAAGGAUUGUGGUCGCAUGGUUCGUUCCCUGAUAAAAGUGAGAAGCGGAUCACGGUGGCGGGAUCGCCUCAGUUCGAGCUCUAUACGGCGGAUUUUGGGUGGGGAAAGGCGAGGAGGAUAGAGGUGGUGUCAGUGGAUAGGACUGGGGCGGUGGCUCUUUCGGAGAGCAGGGACGGCAGAAGCGGUGGGAUUGAGAUUGGGCUGGCCUUAAGUGAAGGAAAAAUGGAGGUUUUUGCUUCUUUGUUUGUAAAAGGUCUUGAGGCUUUGAAAUCAUAG
Molecule: messenger RNA, 1395 nt
Organism: Malania oleifera
Lineage: Eukaryota; Viridiplantae; Streptophyta; Magnoliopsida; Santalales; Ximeniaceae
Product: malonyl-CoA:anthocyanidin 5-O-glucoside-6''-O-malonyltransferase-like
Exons: 1
Coding region: 1-1395 (464 amino acids)
Source: RefSeq, a predicted model, not a curated record